AAGAAGUUCCUUAUGAAGGCAUAGAAAUAGUAAACAAAAAAUUGACAGAUGUGGUUCAAAGAUGUAGGCGCAAAAGAAAAUUUAAAUUGGGGUAUACGAUUUAUUUGAACGCUAUUGAAAGUAUAGCCUUUACAUAUAUGUAUCGGUUCUGCGAGUUUGCUAUAGAAAUGAAUCAAAGAUGUGUUGAAAUAUCAUUUUACUUAAAAGUAUUUAGUGAUACACUUCAUAAAAUUAUAUCGAUAAUUAAUAGAGAAUGGAUUUCUCCUAAACCUCAUGAAUGUAUUUUAGAUGUUUACGAAAAUCACAAAUCUGAGGAAAACAAAUUUAACGAAGAAAACGAAAAUUACAGAAAUGAUUUAUUACGCUGUAUGAAUUUAAUGAAAGAUAAAGUGCACUUUUUAAGAGAACCUAAAGAUGAAACAAUAAAUACAAUGACCAUAAGCCAAUUAGAACACUACAAUAAUAUGAGUUAUAACUAUAUAACUUAUCACUUGACUUUAGAUAAAUAUUCUUCUCCUUUGAAACAUAUAACUGGAGACAAAAAUCAAACCUCAUGUAUUAUAUGUGAGACAGAACACAGUGGUACGAUUUGGCAUAUUUACUUUUUUUCACCGUGUGGACAUGGCUGGUGCUGUGACGAGUGUUUUGGCGAUAUUGAAGCUUGUCCUAUAUGUAAUGAAUUGAUUACAAGUACUCCAAAACUAGAUAUACGAACAUCUGUGUCAAUAGUUACUGAAAGUAUGUAUAUUAUAAUUACUUAUUGAAACAUUAAUGAAAUAAAAUAUAAGAAGCGUUUUUUUGUAUUGGCUUUUAUGUUUGGUAAAUUAGCUUGAGUGGUUUAAAAACCAUUUUUUUUUUUUUGCUUACUACAUAGUCUAUCUAACGUUAAAGUUAUAUACUUUCAAUGAUAAUAAUUAGCAUAUUGGGGGUGAUAAAAAGCCCCUUUGCCUCCCACUUGGAUACACCACUAAAAUUAUAUAUUCAUUCAAAAAUUAUAUGAUUCUCUAAUUUAGAAAUUUUACUGAAUUCUUUACUUAGUAACCUGUUUAGGAAAUUUUUAUGGAUAUAUUUUUA
This is a messenger RNA of Daktulosphaira vitifoliae (grape phylloxera), 1074 nucleotides long. RefSeq lists its product as uncharacterized. Lineage: Eukaryota; Metazoa; Arthropoda; Insecta; Hemiptera; Phylloxeridae. The transcript is spliced from 2 exons. The record is from RefSeq and is a predicted model, not a curated record. The coding region runs from base 138 to 764 and encodes 208 amino acids.